CAUGUAUUUUCUGAAACCAAAAUUACCACUCUUUUUCUACCAGGGCUAUAUUUUCUUUGAUCCACGAGCAAAUAUAGCUGUGAUGGAAGAAAAACAGAGCUUAAUGACCUAGAGAGAGAAAGCUAUAGAGAGAGAAACAGAGAGAGAUUUAUGUCAAACGAGAAAAAAAAUAAGAGAGCUUUAAAUGCGAGUUGGUUGAUGUGGUUUUCAUUUUCCCUUCUUCUCUUACGGACUAAGCAAUACACCUUUCCAUCCAUCUUCCCUUUGUAUAUAAAUAUAUAUAUAUACACAUAUUUAUAUAGAGGGAGAUAUUCAAAGCUUUGAAAAGGGUUUUAAAUUCGUUCAUAUUUUUGCUUUAAACUCAACAGACAUUCAGCUACAAAUCCAAAAGCCUUGUUCUUCUGCUAUAAACGCAAACAGCAAUGGAUUUUAUUGCGCACCCAUCUCAUUUGUCUCCUUCCUAUUCGUUUUCGUUGGGGAAUUUCGUCGAACGGGUCAAGGAUUUCUGCAACUUCGCCGUCUCUGUGGUUCUCGGGAACGUUUUCUCUGCGAUCUUCACCUUCUUCUUUGCAUUAGUGGGCAGCACGUUAGGAGCAAUGACUGGAGCUUUGAUAGGGCAAGAAACUGAGAGUGGAUUUGUGAGAGGAGCUGCAGUUGGAGCAAUAUCAGGAGCUGUUUUUUCAAUUGAAGUGUUUGAAUCUUCCCUUGUUCUUUGGCAAUCAGAUGAAUCAGGAAUUGGGUGUCUUCUGUAUUUGAUUGAUGUCAUUGCUAGUCUCCUAAGCGGUAGAUUAGUCCGCGAGCGGAUUGGCCCAGCCAUGUUAAGUGCAGUGCAAAGUCAGAUGGGUGCUGUGGAAUCAACCUUUGAUGAGAUCCCCAACAUCUUCGACACCGGCAGCUCCAAAGGGUUGCCCGGAGACUCAGUUGAAAAGAUCCCGAAGAUCAAAAUUACCUGCCACAACAAUGUGGAUGCUUCGGGGGAGAAAGUCUCCUGUUCAGUUUGUCUUCAGGAUUUUCAGAUUGGAGAGACAGUAAGAAGCUUGCCACACUGCCAUCACAUGUUUCACCUGCCUUGUAUAGAUAAGUGGCUCCUAAGCCAUGGCUCAUGCCCUCUCUGCAGAAGGGAUCUGUGAAUCUGAUGAUCUUCUUGUAAAUUACCAUAUGAGUAAAUGUUCUUUUAUUGACUAUACAAAUUUUGUACCCUUUUCAUCUGUAUUAUUAUUCACCAGGCUGCUCCAGUAGUUUCAUGCUACACUGUGAGUUAUGUAUAAAUUUUUUUUAUUUUGGUAGUUUUAAGUUUUUAUUGCACAAUAUCCCCUACUUUUUACAGUUUUACAGCACCCUUUUGGGAAUCUGGGAUCCUCUCAGGACCUUAGCGUCCAGAGCUUAAGAAUCAGAAAAUCUGGAUCUUUGGUUUGUGUGAAAGAGAAAUCGGAGCUCUUAGUUUGUAUGAGGUGAGCCAGCAGAAUAAGUUAAUGAGACCGUUGGAUUCAAUUUGAGUGGUCUAAAUUGACUGGUCCUUGAACUCUAGAUAGGUGAGUUCUGGAGUGAAUCACUGUACCUCUUUUGGUACUGCAAGGACAUUGUUGUACUGCUAUUUUAUUCUUACAAGACAUUUAUGAAAUUUCUAUGGUGAUU
Malus domestica (apple) is the source of this 1635-nucleotide messenger RNA. Its product is annotated as NEP1-interacting protein-like 1. NCBI's taxonomy places the organism in Eukaryota, Viridiplantae, Streptophyta, Magnoliopsida, Rosales, Rosaceae. The record is from RefSeq and is a predicted model, not a curated record.